AAUAUAUUGAAGAGUCUCGUCCCAUCCCAAUUUCCAACUUCCAACCCAAAUUGGUAUCUUUGUUCUAAACUUGAACCGCCCUAAUUCACCCAAAUCUAAAAUUAAAAUUCACAAAAUUGUACAUUCUGUCUUGUUCAUGGUUGUUCAUAUGUCACUGCUCUAUUUUGCGUAGAAAUCGAGAAAAAAAAAUGAAUGCGCAGCUUCAUCUCCGUUGUAAUCAUUGCAUUUUGCUUCCACCGACGUCCUUUUCGUCUUCACACACAUUUUCUGUACUGAAUUGUUCAAAUGAAAACAGAAUCAUAGGACUUGGGAGAUUGGGUUUGAACGAAAGAAUAUUAGCAAACAGGACAGUAACUAAAAGAAAGAAUUCAUGUCGUUUGGCCAUUAGAGCAUCGGCAGGAGUAUGGGAUAGUUGGAUGCCAGAAAAGUCUUCGAAAGCUCCUCCACUAAGUGACAUUAUUUGGCCUUCUGCAGGGGCAUUUGCGGCAAUGGCAAUGCUAGGAAAAAUAGACCAAAUAUUGGCAGCUAAAGGGAUAUCUAUGACUAUAGCUCCACUAGGAGCUGUUUCUGCUGUACUGUUUGCUACUCCUGCUUCUCCCGGUGCUAGGAAAUACAAUAUGUUUAUGGCACAAAUCGGUUGUGCAGCCAUUGGUGUUUUGGCAUUCACAAUAUUGGGCCCAGGUUGGCUAGCUCGAAGCACCGCCCUUUCUGCUGCAAUGGCUUUCAUGAUUUAUACUCGCUCUGUUCAUCCUCCUGCUGCAAGUUUGCCGCUGUUAUUCAUUGAUGGAGCUAAGUUGCAUCAGCUCAACUAUUGGUAUGCUCUGUUCCCUGGAGCUGCUGGAUGCAUUCUUCUCUGUUUAAUACAAGAGAUUGUGUGUUACCUAAAAGAGAAUGUCAAAUUCUGAUGUACAAAGUCAAGUGGAUGCAUUUCGGUUUAUAUUUGUGAAUAAGAUCAUAUCAUUCUCAUUCAACCCAGAAAUUGUAUUUGUGAAUAACAUAUAUCAUUCUGGAAAUUAUCAGCAUCAUAUUAUUGUACUAUAUAUUAAAUGUUAUCAGAAAAGUAUCACUAAUUUGUGAUCA
Messenger RNA from Solanum pennellii, 1080 nucleotides. RefSeq lists its product as uncharacterized. Lineage: Eukaryota; Viridiplantae; Streptophyta; Magnoliopsida; Solanales; Solanaceae. Bases 189 to 905 code for a protein of 238 amino acids. The transcript has 5 exons. The record is from RefSeq and is a predicted model, not a curated record.